AAUACAAUUUCGUUUACAUGAAACAUAUCCGAAUAAUAUUCGAGUAAUAAAUCAACCACCAUUUGAAAUCGAAGAAACUGGUUGGGGAGAAUUUGAAACACAGAUAAUAAUUUUUUUCUCUGAUCCAAAUGAAAAACCGGUAAUUAUUUAUUAUCAUUUAAAAUUAUUUUCAAAUGAUCCAGAAGUUGUAUCUGGUAAAAAACCAUUAGUCAAUGAAUAUUAUGAUGAAUUGGUAAAUAUUUGA
Molecule: messenger RNA, 244 nt
Organism: Rotaria sordida
Lineage: Eukaryota; Metazoa; Rotifera; Eurotatoria; Philodinida; Philodinidae
Source: the annotation of a GenBank genome assembly